Arabis nemorensis is the source of this 495-nucleotide messenger RNA. The record is from the annotation of a GenBank genome assembly. Lineage: Eukaryota; Viridiplantae; Streptophyta; Magnoliopsida; Brassicales; Brassicaceae.
AUGAAAAUGUUUAGCUCCUACCAUACCUUUUCACUCUUGGCCAUAGCUCUUGUACUAGCUUUUGCUGUUCCUCUAAAAGCCCAAAACACAGCAGAAGACUACUUAAAAGCUCACAACCGCGCUCGAGCCCGCGUAGGCGUUGGUCCCCUGGUUUGGAACACGACGGUGGCUGACUAUGCCCUAAGCUACGCCAAGCAGAGACUCGACUGCCGUUUGAUUUUAUCGAAUGGUCCUUACGGCGAAGUUUUAGUAUUGGGCGCCACUGACUUAUCCGCUGAGGAGGCUGUGACCGUGAUGGUUAACCAGGGGGCUGAUUACUUUUAUGACACAAACACAUGUCGUGAAGGGAAAAGAUGUGAAGCUUAUAAGCAGGUUGUGUGGAGAAAAACGGUGUCGCUUGGGUGUGCUAGAGUCAUCAACUGUGCAAAUGGUGGAUCCCUUACCAUUUGCAAUUAUGAUCCUGCUGGCAAUGUUGCUGGUGAACGACCUUUCUAA